Sinocyclocheilus rhinocerous is the source of this 1952-nucleotide messenger RNA. RefSeq names its product macoilin-like. The transcript has 9 exons. The record is from RefSeq and is a predicted model, not a curated record. Gene Ontology annotation, biological process: neuronal signal transduction. NCBI's taxonomy places the organism in Eukaryota, Metazoa, Chordata, Actinopteri, Cypriniformes, Cyprinidae. Bases 159 to 1730 code for a protein of 523 amino acids. Gene Ontology annotation, cellular component: rough endoplasmic reticulum membrane.
GUGGCGCUGGGUUCUGUGUGAAGUUCUCGAGCGUGCGCACAUCCACCUCCACUAACGCACAAAGCGCUUCUGCUCAGGUUACUGUAAAUGAGACCUCCAGUCUUACUACAAUUGCCUGUUUAAUGGACUAAAUAGCCAGGAGGACCGGAAGCCAUAAUAUGAAGAAACGCUACAUGGAUAUAGGCAGGCUAAAGAAAAUGAAAAAGAUUAAACUCACAGAAAAGAUUUCCGAAAGCGCGUACUCUGUUCUGAAGUUCAUGAUCGUCUGGAUGCUGGUGCUGUUAGCUGACUUUGUUCUGGAGUUCAGACUGGAAUACCUGUGGCCAUGUUGGCUCUUUCUAGGGACCGUCUACACCACAUUUCACUGUCAUGGACUGGCCAUCUGUGUUGUUUUCGUGUGUGCAGCAGUUACCCUGGACUUAUUCUGUUUCAUUUUUGUACCCUUACACUGGCUGUUUUUUGCAGCCAGCACAUAUGUCUUACUCAACUAUAUGUGGCAUACAGAAAAGGGAAUCUGUAUGUCAACUGUGACAUUAUGGAUACUCUUAGUGUAUAUGGAGGCCUCUCUACGGUUGCGGGACCUGAAAAGCCCUCAUGCAAAUCUGUCCCAUCUAUUUGCUGCACACUGCAUUGGUUAUCCACUAGUGUAUAUGGGAUUUGAUGCAACAUGCUACUUCUCCAGUAUGUUUAAGCUGCGCACUCAGAAAUCAGUUCAGAGUGAGAAUGACCUCCACAUGGAUGUCCUGCAACAAUCCCUACCUCCUUACGUGCACCUGUACCCAAAAUUGUGGAUGGAAGAUCCCAAAUAUAGGGUGGCCAAAUCUAGGCCGACGCAAUACCAGUGUCCAUCCGAUUCCAUCACCUCAGAGGACAAACAAAACAUGGAAGACUGCCUUCAAAUCCACAGACUUCCUGCGAGACCCGAAAGAGACACAAAUCCACAAACUCCAGGACCCAAGCACCGUGGAGGUGAACUUCAUUUGGACUCUACGUCCAUGCUAGAAAUGACUGAAAACCUACCUCAGGAGGAUCAGAGCAGCAAAGCUCAAAGACCCUCCAAGAGCUCCUUGCCUAAAGUGCAUCGAGGUUCAGUGAAUAUCCCUAACAGCAAAGGGGAGAAGAGGCAGAAAGCCCCCAAAGCCAUCAACACAAUAGGGGACUCUGCUGAAAAGUGCUCGUCAAACAUCUCCCCAAGUCCUCCGAACCCACAUGCUGAGCAGAUGCUGAAGCUGGAACAAGAAAUGAGGAAGCUGAAGGGAGAGCUGCAGGCGAGCAGACAGAGCGAGCAAGAGCUGCGCAGUCACAUUUGUAAUCUGACCAACAGUGAACACAGUCUGCGCCCUGAAGUCUCUCUGCUCAGACAUGCAAAUGAACUGCUGCAAAACAAGAUUCAGUGUCUCACAAAAUCCAGACAGAAGGACAAACAAAACUGUUCCUUGCUGGAAAAGAAAAUCAGAAUAGAAACAGAGGCUCGAGUUGCAGUAGAAAAACAACUUGCAGAAGUCAGAGCCCAAAAAUUUGAUGAAGCAACGAUUUUACUUCGGAGCGCAUCACACAGGCAAGAACACAGUGAAACUCAAAUGUUGAGGAAAAAAGCUAAAGAUCUAGACUCAGAGUACAAACAACUACAGCUGGAAUAUCAGGAGAAAGAAAAUCGAAUGAUAGCUCUAGAGAAUGAAGUGGAGGUAAAGGACGCGUUCGUAGAUCUGUUCAGUUACAUACUGCAUUGAAUAGUUGUGUUGUGCUGGAUGUUUGUGAUUCAUAUUUUUAUGUUCUUCAUGUUCUGACACAUGUCAGAUCUGGUAGCUUGCUGUCUGUGGUGCUUAGCCUGUGGCUCUUUUCUUUUUUUUGGUUGGGGUGGGUGAACGUUUCUGUGCCGAAUGCUGAUUCUGAGUUUUUUUCUUUUGUUGUCAUUAUUUCUUGUUCCUCGCCCAGUUUAAAUGCUGUUAUUG